This is a messenger RNA of Gryllus bimaculatus (two-spotted cricket), 783 nucleotides long. The record is from the annotation of a GenBank genome assembly. Lineage: Eukaryota; Metazoa; Arthropoda; Insecta; Orthoptera; Gryllidae.
AUGGCUCAGCUGGGGCAGAGCAGCUGGGCAGGCUCGCUUGGGGCCAGACGCAAGCGGGGCAGACGUCUCGGUGGCACGUCGCCGCGACCUUCACCGUCGGACGAGAAGCCGAACCCCGAACACACGCUGCAGGCGAAGCUCCAACAGCAGCAGGCCCAGCAGAGCACGGGCUACCUGCACGACCUCAAGAGCCAGCAACAGCAGGUGCAGCAGGCCCAGCAGCAACAGGCCCAACAGCAACAGCAGCAGCAGCAGCUUCUGCGGCAGCAACAGACGCAACAGCAGAUCCAGCGCCAGCAGCAGCUGCUCAUGCAGGAGCAGCAGCUGUACCAGCAGAAGCUGCAGUUGCAGCAAGCGCAGGCGCAGCAGGCGGCGCAGGCGCAGCGGACCCUGACGGGGCUGUUGGCGGACUCGGCGGCCACCAGCUCCGUGGCGCCCGCGCUCUUCCCGCAGCACAUGACGCCGCAGCAGCAGCAGCUGUACCAGCAGCACAUGCAGCUGCAGCACCAGGCGCAGCACCUCAAGAAGAUCCGGCGCUCGCUGCCGCACUCGAGCGCGGCCACCUCGGACCAGGUGGCGGCGCAGGCGCAGCACCACCUCGACGAGCUCCGCCACCAGAUGAUGCAGGUGUCGGUGGUGCCGUCCGUGCAGCAGCGGCUGCUGUCAGGACAGACGCUGCAGCCCAUGACGGGCAUGAGCGUGCCGUCGCACCUGGUGAGCAGCCAGCCCGUGAUGAGCGGCGUCGACGCCCUCGGAAAGUGUGAGUGGAGCGCAGCGCGAGCC